UGGUCAUGGUGGGAUGGAGUCAAUUGGAUCAGGAAAUUGACUCUCGGCUGUGAAGCGUCAGUUCUCGCUACGUCCACGUGAGUUGAUGGCGUGUCGAACCUUGUUAGCAAGUUUGUUACUGACAGCUGUGAGCGCCAAUGUGGUACCUCGAGGUUACCGUCUAGACCUUUAUCCGUACCCAGGAGAUGGAGUAUUUAAGGGAAGAGUUCGGAUUGAUUUGGUGUUUCCUGGCCAAGGUGAGACGACCAGGCAAGUGGAACUCCAUGCAGACCCAAGUCUAAACAUCGUCAAUAAAGAAGUGUCAAUAUCCCGACCAGCUGAUCCGUUCUCAUCGGAGGAAGAUGACACGGAAGGAGAACAAGUAAGCCUCAGCGUUACCAAAGUAGAGAGACAGAAUCAAUCUCUGAUUGUACAUCUGUCACAACCCCUUCAGAGAGAUGCCACCUACCAGCUAGAUGUGCAGUUCGAUGGAAUCCUAGGCUCUGAUCCCAACCAUGCGUUCUUCCAGAACAGUUACAUUGACCAAACAUCCGGAGAGAAGAGGUGGUUUGUCGCCCUCAACCUUAAGCCCUACAAAACCCGCAUGGUGUUCCCCUGCUUUGACGACCCUCAAUUGAAAACCUGGAUCGAACUCAGUGUCGCUCACAAAUCUGAGUUCCACAUUUUGAGUUCCAUGCCUGUCGUAGACACAACCAACGUGACUACUGAGGGAGUUUGGGUGAUGGAGCAUUUCUCUAGAACUCCGCCAAUGUCGGUCAACUCCCUGGCUCUCUUUGUAUCAGAUUUCCCUCAACCCAUAUCGAACAACUUCUUACAGACUGACGGUAUCAGAGUGGGUGUGUGGGGCAGGUCAGAUUUUGUGACUGCGUUGUCCAAGGCACAACAGCUGCUGCCCACCGUGAUGGUAUCACUAGAGAUAUACCUGUCCCGACCGUACCCUCUACCUCAACUCAACCUGGUCGCUCUACCAGGGUACAUGGAUGACACACCCAUCAACGCAUGGGGUCUGCAACUGUUCAAGGAGAGUGACUUGAUGAAUGGAAACACGUUCUGGUUGUCUCACCGACUGGCGCGAGCCGCUGCCAACCAAUGGCUCAACCAUCUUACCUCUCCUGAGCCAAAUACUACAUCUUGUAUCACCUCAGGGCUCGCUAACUACUUGGCAACCAUUGUGGCUAAACAGCUGGAGCAACAAAACAUCUACCACUGGCACCUGACAGGUCUGCAUAGUCUUUACCUAGAAUAUGCUAAGCCCAAGAGCAGCUACAUGAACGCAAAUCAGAAGGAGGCAUUGUGCUCGUCUAAAGUUCAAAUCUUCCUUUCAAUGCUGGAUUUAGUAUUGACCACCCAAACCUUCAAGACUGGAAUCCAAAAUUUUCUAUCUAAAAAAGAGUUCAAGCUAUACAAUGACUCAGAGCUGUGGGCAGCCAUUGGAGAUCAAGCACAUCAAGAUGGUACUCUUGAAAAAUCUGUAUCAGUAGAAGAGAUUGCCCAGUCCUGGCUGGACAGGGACAGACUGCCUGUCCUCUCCGUCACUAGAAACUACGACAAGGACACUGUCAUCGUUUUGCAAGAGCCGUUUAUCAACCACUUGGAAUCAAGAUGGACUCCAGCUAAGGUGGUGAAGAAGCCAGCCCCUCCAGGACAACUGUGGUGGGUUCCUGUAGUAGUCCUGAAGGAACCUGACACCGAGGACACUUCAAGCCUCAACAUUUCCUCUACUCCAACAUCCUGGCUAAAACCUGACCUCCACCAGUUGACCCUACAGGGCUAUACUGAGGACAACAAGUACAUCAUUGUUAACCCUGGCACCAUCGGACCUUUCCUGGUGAACUAUGACCCAGAGAACUGGCGGCUGCUGAGUCAGCGAGUCACAGCUCUGCCUGACUCAGUGAGGACACAACUACUCCACGACUCGCUGACUCUAGCUCUGGCUGGUCAGGUGGACACUGCUACCGCUCUCAACAUGACUCUGUUCCUCAAGAAGGAGCAAAGCGCUGUGGUCUGGAAGACGUUCUACCCUCUGGCUGAUAGGUUGAGGAAACAGUUCCAGGGAACCUCUGCAGCUAAAUUGCUCGAUGAAUACAUAGUGGCACUAGUCACUCCAGUUCUGGAAGCUCUUGGGGAAGAAACUGACAAGAGUCCUAUUUGGAGGACGGAUUUCCGUACCAAGACUCGUCACUUGUUGUGUGCCGCUGGACACCCGACGUGUGUGGAGCACGCUCAGGCUCACUACGCCAAGUGGAUCAGUAGUCAAUCUCCUGAUAGUGGCAUGCCGCUAGCAGGCAGCCUUCUAUGCUCAGUGUUUUCCCACGGGACUCCGGAAGAAUGGGAAUUUGGAAUCCAAAGAUUGCUCAACUUCCCCACAAACAGGUCUAGCCAGGAGCGAACGUUCCUGCUCAAGUCUUUGGCGGGAUGUUCACGAGAACCGGACCAGUAUGAAAGAGUUCUGAAUGUAACUCUUCUACAAGAUGUGACAAACCAAACAUUCUCUGAAGCAGAUAAGUUUGCUACGCUCACCGCUAUGUCCGAAGAUGUCACCGGCUGCACAGCUCUUUUCAAUUUCCUCUCUGAAAACUGGAAAAUCCUGAAGAAACGCUUGUCACCAAACUUAUGGGAAUACCUAAUUCAGGUCGCAUUAGGUCGCUUCCGCACUCAAGAAGGCUUGGUUUUGGUCUCUGAGAUGGUGGAGGAGCGGAAAGGUCAGUUUGGCAAUGCUGAGGCCACGGCUGAGGAAGCUGUAGAGACGGUGAAGGCCCAAGUUAAGUGGACAGAGGUCAACUCAGGGCCUGUUGAACUGUGGUUGAACCAGACUAUGUCCAAGCCUUGGCCUCCUCAGAGGUUCAAGUUUCAAGAUAUUCUUGUUCUGGCUCGAACUCGCAAGUUCGGUUAAGUUACUGACUACAACAUCUCACUCACUGCUGAUUAUGUUAGUUGAGUAGUUUGUGUAUUUAUUUUUUCAAACUUUUGAAUAUUGAUUUAUAUUUGUAUAUAGUGAGUGUUCAUCUUUUAUAUUUUAAACUGUAAAUAUUCAAUAAAAAUCUUAUUUGAAAAACGUC
Macrosteles quadrilineatus (aster leafhopper) is the source of this 3059-nucleotide messenger RNA. RefSeq names its product aminopeptidase N-like. Gene Ontology annotation, molecular function: peptide binding; metalloaminopeptidase activity; zinc ion binding. The record is from RefSeq and is a predicted model, not a curated record. Lineage: Eukaryota; Metazoa; Arthropoda; Insecta; Hemiptera; Cicadellidae. The coding region runs from base 86 to 2893 and encodes 935 amino acids. The transcript is spliced from 20 exons. Gene Ontology annotation, biological process: peptide catabolic process; proteolysis. Gene Ontology annotation, cellular component: cytoplasm.